AUGAUCAUUGAAAAUAUAUCGGCUUUUGAAUUUUAUCCUGAUCCAGUGAAAAAUUUGCAUGGAUAUCAACUGAAUGUUGGUAUAAAGCAACCGAACUACCGAUCGUAUAUUUCAAAAACCUGUGAAACCCAUGUUCAUUUAGGUGGAUAUUUGGGAUUGCUGUUUACGGAAUUCGCACGUCAACACAACGCCACAUUACGAAAGCCAAAUAGAGGGGAGAGAGUUCAAUUCUUUUACAUAAGUAAAGAUUUACACAAGCUUCUGGAAAACCAAACCUAUGAAAUGCUGGCCGAACUUUCGUUGGAUAUAUUUCAAACAAACACGGAUUUCAGUGUAACCUAUAAUUUUUUGGAUUGGUGUCUGAUGUUACCCAUGGAACAGCCGUUAGGCUCAUACAACUUCUAUGCUAUAGCUUUCGAAAAGAAAAUUAUACUUGCAAUGCUGGGGUUCCUGUUUGUAUUCUCCAUGCUUUUGGAAAUAACGUCAUGCCGUCGAUUUUCGCCACGCAACAUCAUUCUCAACAUCUAUGUUUUCAACGGCCUGUUAGGCCAACCAUUUCCAAUGCAACCAAACCCAUUGACAAUUCAAAUGUUUCUGUAUUCUUUAAUUUUCCUACAAGGUCUAAUAUUCAAUACUGCUUUUGUAACACAGCUGCAAACACUAAAGGCCACACCAACCACAGAAAAAGCCAUACGAACUGUGGCAGACAUGGAAAAAGCAAAUUUGAAAUUUGGCAUUGUUCAAGAUGAAGUGGAUAUUUUAAAAUCUCAAGGUAUUUUUGAUGAAUUUCAAAGUGUUAGUCAAAUAAUGGAACCCCUUGAAUUUUUUCGACGUCGUGACGGAUUUGAUUCCCGUUAUGCCUACAGCGUGCCCUUCGAUCGUUGGGUAAUCUACGAAGAGCAGCAACGUUAUUUUCAAAUGCCAAAAUUUCGAAUAUCCAAUAUUUGUUUAGUCAAAACUAUGGGCAUGGCAAUACCUCUUCAAGCUAAUUCGCCUUAUAAAAAUGCCAUAGACACAAUGAUCGGACGUCUCAGCAAUGGUGGUAUUAUCAACUACUGGAAGUCAAUGGCUUUUUGGGAAGCCGUAAAAAGGAAGCAAAUGCCUUUAAGCGAUACCAGCCAGAAAUUUAAAUUUACUGCAAUGAAAUUAGAGGAUAUGCAACUGAUAAUUCCACUAUUUGCAAUAAUGCUGGCAUUUAUUUUAAUGUGUUUUCUGGCGGAACUGUAUUGGUAUUAUAGGGACGAAUUGCUAGAGUCGCCGGAAUCCAGUGUUAAAAUGUCAAGUGCUUUGAACGUUACACUCCUGCUGACAUUCGUGCAAUUGUCGACAUUUGAGAGUGAUUUUGGAAAAAGUUUAGCAGAGCUCACAAAGGCAUGA
This is a messenger RNA of Musca domestica (house fly), 1377 nucleotides long. RefSeq lists its product as uncharacterized. The transcript is spliced from 3 exons. NCBI's taxonomy places the organism in Eukaryota, Metazoa, Arthropoda, Insecta, Diptera, Muscidae. The record is from RefSeq and is a predicted model, not a curated record. Bases 1 to 1377 code for a protein of 458 amino acids.